GGAAGCGGGGGCGGCGAGGCCGGGGCCGGGAGCGGGGCAGAAUCCCGGGAUCGGGAUGCGGGGGCGGCCCGGGACGCCGCCUCGUUGCCCGGAGCGACACCAUGCACCCGGCCGUGGCGGUGGGGCUGGUGUUCGGCGGCUGCUGCAGCAACGUGGUCUUUCUGGAGCUGCUGGCCAGGCAGUUCCCAGGAUGUGGCAACAUCGUGACCUUCUCCCAAUUCCUGUUUAUUGCAGUGGAAGGUUUUAUCUUCGAAGCCAACUUCGGGAGGAAGCACCCGGCUAUCCCCAUCAGGAACUAUUUCAUCAUGGUGGCCAUGUUCUUCACCGUCAGCGUGGUCAAUAACUACGCCCUGAACCUGAACAUUGCGAUGCCGCUGCACAUGAUCUUCCGCUCGGGUUCUCUCAUAGCAAGCAUGGCUCUAGGGGUCAUCAUCCUGAAGAAAAGGUACAGCGUGUCAAAAUACACCUCAAUAGCCCUGGUGUCCCUGGGCAUCUUCACCUGCACUUUCAUGUCUGCAAAGCAAGUGGCAUCUGACUCCAGCUUAAAUCAAGAGGAUGGACCCCAGGCUUUCCUCUGGUGGUUGCUGGGUAUUGCUGCCCUCACCUUUGCCCUGCUGAUGUCUGCCAGGAUGGGGAUUUUCCAGGAGACACUGUACCAGAAAUUUGGGAAACACUCCAAGGAGGCCCUGUUCUACAAUCACGCCUUGCCACUCCCUGGAUUCCUGCUCCUGGCUCCCAACAUUUACCAGCACGCUGUGCUCUUCAACCAGUCUGAACUGUUCCAGGUGCCAGUGAUCGGCCUGACCCUGCCAAUCAUGUGGUUCUACCUCCUCAUGAAUGUCAUCACCCAGUACAUCUGCAUCCGUGGCGUGUUCAUCCUGACCACGGAGUGCACGUCCCUCACGGUCACCCUGGUGGUGACGCUCCGCAAGUUCGUCAGCCUCAUCUUCUCCAUCCUCUACUUCCAGAACCCCUUCACAGGCUGGCACUGGCUGGGCACUGCCUUUGUGUUCGUGGGCACCCUGAUGUACACCGAGGUGUGGAACAGCCUCAGGCCUUUCCUGGCCUGCUGCCAGAGGAGGAGGCCCAAGGAGGAGUGAAUCCAGGGAUUUUCUGCAGGGACUUUUUUGUUGUUUUUAAGAGCAGAGCAGCAGGGAGUUGUCCCCCCUCCCAGGGGGUGUUUUUAUAACAGGGGAGGUGUUGGCUGUGCCAGGCUCCUGGGAAAAUGGGGAUCCUCUGCUGGGAAUGGAUCAUGGAGAAACAAUCAGGUUAUUUUUUGUGAGUUGGCAUUUUUAUGUGACUCCUUUUGCUUCCAAUUUUUCCUCCUGUUGUUUUUUUUUUUUUUUUUCCAAUUGGAAUAACCCUUUUUAAGGAAAAGCUGACUCAGCUUUGUUGGGAGCCCAACUUCUGUGCUGUUGGCCUGGAUCAGCUGGACCCUGAGCCAGUUUGGUGCUGACCUUUAAUUGUCCCAGUGUCUGGAGCUGAUGACUCGGCCCCAUUCUGGUGGGAAUCCCUGAUCCCUGUGCUGGGACGAUGUGGGAUAUAGCCCCAGCUGGAGCUUCCAGUCAGUCCAGUGGAUCCUGAGAGGGCUGGGUUUACUCUCCCUUUCUCAGUUCUCCCAUCCCUUGGAAUCAGCUUCCUCAUGGCUUUUAUGUCAGCCUGGCACAGGCUCCUUGUCCCUCAGUGUCACCCCUGGCUGGAUUUCCUGGAGUUUCCCUGUGGUUUUCCUGGAGCAGCACCUUGUUCCCGUGGUGCUGCUGCUGUCCCUGCUCAGCUGGGACAGUUGAGGCAUCCAGGAGGGAUAAAGGAAAAAUGAUGGAAAAAAACCAUCCCAGCAUGAGGAAAAGGCAACACCUCCCUCCCAGGCAUUCCCUGAGCCAAGGUCACCUUUCUAAAACUUCUUCCUUCUGUUUUUACUGCUGAUUUUUAUCAGCUGUCUGGGAUAAGCCCCUGCUGGGAGACAGAGUGGGAAAAGGGAAAGGCUCCAUGCUGUGCUGGGAGCACUGGUUUAACCCUAUCCCCAAAUCUUGGUGUGGGAAAAGGGAACUCCAUCCCAGGCAGAGCCAGCGUGGUGGUGCCAGGACCUGCAGCUCCAUCUUGAGGUCCUGAAGGAUUUUUUUCCCCGAGUUCCUGUUUUUCUGAGCCUGAAAAAGUUGGAUUUCAAGUGCCAUGGGAUUUUUCCAAGGAUUUUGUAGAUGGGGAGGCUGACCUGGUGCGGGUCAGGUGUUCCAGCUGUUUGUGGUGGCUCCAGGAAGACCCAGAGAGAGUCAAAACCUUUAUCCCUGAUUUUCAUCUUCCAGGCUCUUCCCAUGGAGCUUCAGCUGGGACUGGGGAGGUAGGAAAGCAAACAGAAAUUUGGGAUGAAGGAUUUUAGGAACAGGGUGAGGUUCUUCAGAGAUCAAGCAUGGUGGUGAAACACCAGAGCCGUAACUCAAGGUCUGUGGGUGUGGGAUCCAGGGAUUGUUUUAUCCAGGGAUUGCAGGAUCCAGGGAUUGUAGGAUUGCAGGGAUCCAGGAAUUGUUUUAUCCAGGGAUUGUAGGAUCCAGGGACUGAGCAGAGCUGGCACAGAGCUGCUCCCCGGUGUAACAUUCUGUGCAUAUUCUGGGUCACUCUUCCUCUCCAGGACCUUGUGUGUUGUCCCCAGUUCCCAUGGGACAUGGGAAUAUUUGGGGGAUUUGGGCAUUCCCCUUUUUUUUAACCAUGUGCAUUUCACUCCCAACACAUCAGCUGUAGGUUGGUUGUUGCUGUCAGGGGGAUAUUUUUUUUUUAACUUCCUGGCAUGAUCAGUGUGUUUGGAAUAUUUAUAAGCAGCAAUUCCCUUCCUGCUGGAGAACAGAGGAGGAAAGGUUGAGGCAGAAGGGCCUUGUUAGCCAAAAUUAAUUAAAUCCAGGCUCCCCCUCCAGGCUGGGGGCUGCUGAUUAGUUUGGUUUUAAUGUUUGUGUAGAGAUCAGAUCUCCUAUUUUUUAGCAGAGGCUGGAAAAGGGAAGGAGCCCGACUGCUUUUGGGGUGGCUGGUUGGGUUUAGGGUAGGGUUUGGGUUGGUUUUUUU
Messenger RNA from Cinclus cinclus, 3048 nucleotides. RefSeq names its product solute carrier family 35 member B4 (gene SLC35B4). Lineage: Eukaryota; Metazoa; Chordata; Aves; Passeriformes; Cinclidae. Gene Ontology annotation, molecular function: UDP-N-acetylglucosamine transmembrane transporter activity; UDP-xylose transmembrane transporter activity. The coding region runs from base 102 to 1100 and encodes 332 amino acids. Gene Ontology annotation, cellular component: endoplasmic reticulum membrane; Golgi membrane. The transcript is spliced from 10 exons. The record is from RefSeq and is a predicted model, not a curated record. Gene Ontology annotation, biological process: transmembrane transport.